Molecule: messenger RNA, 1602 nt
Organism: Arctia plantaginis
Lineage: Eukaryota; Metazoa; Arthropoda; Insecta; Lepidoptera; Erebidae
Source: the annotation of a GenBank genome assembly
AUGGCUAAUCCACCCCAGAAAAUCGUUUACAAACUGGUCCUUACUGGAGGACCGUGUGGCGGCAAAACCACUGGACAGUCACGCCUCAGCACUUUUUUCGAAAAUCUAGGAUGGAAGGUGUUCCGGGUGCCGGAAACGGCUACCGUGCUCCUCAGUGGUGGAAUCAAAUUUGCAGAUCUCACUCCAGAAGAAGCUAUAAAAUUCCAAGAGAAUCUUCUGAAGACCAUGAUACAGAUUGAGAACUCAUUCUUCGAGCUGGGCAGAUCGUGCCAGAGGAAUUGCCUUAUUAUAUGCGAUAGGGGAGCGAUGGAUGCCAGUGCAUUUAUAUCCAAAGAGAAAUGGGUGGCUAUGUGCCAGGCUAACAACUGGAACAGUGUAGAGUUGAGAGACAACAGGUACAAUCACAUCGUCCAUAUGGUGUCAGCCGCAAACGGUGCCGAAGACUUUUACUCUUUGGAGGACCAUGCUUGCCGAUCAGAGGGAGUGGAGCUCGCAAGGGAAUUAGACUACAAUGCAGCCGCUGCAUGGAUCGGACAUCCAUACUUUGAUGUUAUCGAUAAUUCGACAGAUUUCGAUAAGAAAAUGAACCGCCUGAUUGCUUGCGUAUGCCAGAAAAUUGGCAUCGAGACUGGCGACCGACUCAACGUCAACUCCAAGAAACGCAAGUUUCUUGUCAAAACUCCUCUUGUUGCCGAUUCAGAAUUCCCAGCCUUUCAAGACUUCGAUGUCGUUCACAACUACUUGCAGAGCGAUUUACGCAAAGCCCAAGUCAGGCUUCGCAAGCGUGGUCAGAAGGGCCACUGGUCUUACAUUCACACGUUGAGAAAGUUUCAUCCCACUAACGGGCAGUCAGUUGAAGUACGAACGCAGUUGACACACAGAGACUACUUAAAUCUUCUCCCACAACGCGACGACGCUCAUUUCACAAUCUUCAAGAAGCGGCGUUGCUUCAUAUACAACAAUCAGUACUAUCAGUUGGAUAUGUAUAGACAACCUACACAUCCCAGGUGUCGCGGAUUAGUUCUUUUGGAGACGUAUAGUGCUGCGUAUGACCAGACAGCGUUGAUUGCAUCAUUGCCGAAGUUCCUGACCAUCGAGAAGGAGGUGACCGGCGACCCCGCCUAUUCCAUGUACAAUUUGUCGCUGAAGGAAGAUUGGAAGACCUCAAAAAGGUACUACACGGGCAAGGACCGCCACGGACAAAGUAAAACCUUGAUGAAUGACCACAAAGAUGAUAAGCCAAAUGUCACGAACGGCGUUGUAAAAAUGAACGGGCAUUCAGGUGAGAAAGUAAAUGGACAAUCAGGAGAUGAAAUGAACGGUUACACCGCUGAGAAAAUGAACGGGCACUCAACCGAAAAUCCGGAUGCCUACGUGACAGAAACAAUUAAUAGGCAGGUCAGUGACAAAGUCAAUGGCUGCACUGAAAAGCUAACCUAUCCAGACAAAACGAACGGACAUAUUGUAAAUGGAAACAGUACCAAAUACCAAGCGAAUGCUGUGAAUGGUUCUGCCGAUGAUACAGAACUGGAGAACUAUAAGAAGAGUCAAAAAAUGGAUCUCGGAACACCAAAGAUUACAAAGGUCGCCGUAAAGAUUUAA